ACACGGGGAAUAUGAUAUGUUUCAAAAUCAAAAGACAUGUAUAGCUUUGAUUUUAAAUAUUAUAAUAAUAUAAAAUAAAAUAUGAAAAAAUAAAUAAAAAAUAAAAAAGCCAUUGUUCAUCUUCUUCUUCGAAGAUGAACACAGUAGCACAAGCAGGGGACAGCCAUGGACAUUUGCCAUGGCUCUCGACCCACCGAUCUGGGUGAACCCCCAAGCUCGGAGCCAUGGGCUCGUCUUUUUCUCUCUAGGUCGGGAGAUGACAAAGCUGGUUGUCGUCGCUGCAGAGGGAGAGGGGACCGCCCUGCCGCCGCUGCGAAGAGCGAUCUCCAGCGACUUCAAAUCGGAAACCAGGGUUUUGGAAGAUUGGAAGAGAGCGAAUGGGAGAUGAGGAAGAUGAUCAACAGCACAAGCGGAUGGCACACUUCGAAAAUUCAAAUAAUAGAGGAGGGCAUUUAUGGUAUUUCGGCUUUAUUCUUUAUGAGGAUUCUAUCGGGAAUGGCUAUUCAUCAUGUCCAUGUGAUGAAUGCAUAUUCAGCAUCCAUGCUUGAUGAGAACCUGGACCCGGAAUUCCUAUUCUGGAUUAGUGGUUUCCCAAACUGGGGAAUUAGUAUUCCAUAUGGAAUACAUGGGGAAGGGAACCCGAAUUCUUGCGAACCAAACAUACCCCUUGUAGAUACAAAUUAUUUGAUGGGCUUUGCUGAGAUCCUGGUCUGCCCACUUGCAUAAUUUAUUCCAUAACUCAGCAUAGCAAUAAUUAAUAAAAAAAUUGAAAAUCUUUAUCAAA
Punica granatum (pomegranate) is the source of this 784-nucleotide messenger RNA. The record is from RefSeq and is a predicted model, not a curated record. Lineage: Eukaryota; Viridiplantae; Streptophyta; Magnoliopsida; Myrtales; Lythraceae.